GGGUUUGUUUACUUUGUUGUUUUUCGUAUCUUGUCGAAGUGUCUUGUGUGGUGUAUGUUUACAACUUGUUUACGCUAGCGCUCGAACGUUGAGCGAACUUAGCUCUCUUCGUUUGGGGGGCUUCGAUCGCCAAGCUACUUUUGCUUCUGGCUACAAUCACAGCCUACCCAUACAUCGAUACAUUUUUGCUCCGUGUUCAUGUCGUCAAUGGUGAUCAAAGUGUAGAAACAACUCCGUCACGAAGGAGCACGCGGCACGCCGAAGUAAGUCGAAGAAGAAAACGGCGUGGAGAAGCAUGACGUCGACCGAUCAGCCCGACGUCGUGAAAAACGCGAACGCCUCGAAGUCUCCCACUGAGAUCAAGCCAUUUAAUCCGGACCAGUUUAGGUUCGGCGCGCGAAUGAAGAUCAUUCCUAUGAACGAUCAAAUCAAGGAGCUGCAAACAAUCAUUCGCGACAGGAAUACUACAAGGAGCGAGUUCGUGUUUUACGCCGACAGACUGAUUCGCAUUGUAGUGGAAGAAGGGCUUAACCAGCUGUCGUACUCUGAAUGUGCAGUUACUACGCCGACAGGAUCAAUCUACCAAGGAAUCAAGUUUCUUAGAGGGAGCUGUGGUGUAAGCAUCGUGCGAAGUGGCGAAGCCAUGGAGCAAGGCCUGAGGGACUGCUGCCGUUCUAUCCGCAUUGGAAAGAUCCUUAUACAGAGUGACGAAGAAACACACGAAGCUAGCGUCGUGUAUGCCAAGUUUCCAGUCGAUGUUCACAGCCGAAAAGUGCUGCUGAUGUACCCAAUUAUGAGUACUGGAAACACCGUGAACAAAGCUGUUGAGGUUCUGAAAGACCACGGAGUGCAGGAGGAAAACAUCUUUUUGUUGAACUUGUUCUGCACACCUCAUGCAGCUAAGUCGGUGAUGAAGGCAUUCCCAACCAUGACGGUCCUCACAUCAGAACUUCAUCCCGUCGCUCCCAACCACUUCGGCCAGAAGUACUUUGGAACCGACUGACGAUGAAACCACUGCGUGUUAACUUUUAUUGCCUUUUAGUGUAUGCCUCAAAUAUGUGGACUCUUUUACAAUGAUCUUACAUUGCAUGAUUUUAAGUAAUUAUAUAUGUUAUAAUAAAUGUUACUUGUUGACAAAUGAAA
Messenger RNA from Rhipicephalus microplus (southern cattle tick), 1143 nucleotides. It is a transcript of the gene kri, whose product is annotated as uracil phosphoribosyltransferase krishah. NCBI's taxonomy places the organism in Eukaryota, Metazoa, Arthropoda, Arachnida, Ixodida, Ixodidae. The record is from RefSeq and is a predicted model, not a curated record.